AUGUCUGUUGGUAUCGUUUAUGGUGAUCAGUAUAGACGGCUGUGUUGUAGCUCACCUAAGUUUGGCGACAGAUACGCCUUGGUCAUGGAUUUAAUCAAUGCAUACAAACUCAUUCCAGAACUUUCUCGUGUGCCUCCCUUACAGUGGGAUUCACCUAGUCGCAUGUAUGAAGCAGUGACUACCUUUCACUCUAAAGAAUAUGUUGAUGCUCUUAAAAAAUUACAAAUGCUACACAUUGAGGAGAAAGAAUUGACUGCUGAUGACGAGUUACUUAUGGAUUCAUUUAGUCUGAAUUAUGACUGUCCUGGUUUUCCUAGUGUUUUUGAUUAUUCGUUAGCUGCUGUUCAAGGUAGUUUAGCUGCAGCUAAUGCUUUAAUCUGUCGUCAUUGUGAGGUCGUUAUCAACUGGGGCGGUGGGUGGCAUCAUGCCAAAAGAAGUGAAGCUUCUGGAUUUUGCUAUUUAAAUGAUGCCGUUUUGGCCGUCCAUCGACUGGUUUCAUCAACUCCAUCAGAAAUUUCACCCAACAGACAGACACGAGUAUUGUAUGUUGACCUUGAUCUUCAUCAUGGUGAUGGAGUAGAAGAAGCUUUUUGGUAUAGUCCUCGUGUAGUUACGUUUUCCGUACAUCAUGCCUCUCCUGGUUUCUUUCCCGGUACAGGAACCUGGAAUAUGGUCGAUAAUGAUAAACUACCAAUUUUCUUAAAUGGCGCUGGUCGUGGCAGAUUCUCAGCAUUCAAUUUGCCAUUAGAAGAAGGUAUCAAUGAUUUGGACUGGUCAAAUGCUAUUGGCCCUAUACUUGAUUCUCUUAACAUGGUUAUUCAACCAAAUUAUGUUGUAGUUCAAUGUGGAGCCGAUUGUUUAGCUACUGAUCCACAUCGAAUAUUUCAUUUAACUAAUUUUUAUCCUAGUUUCAAUUCAGAUUGCGACCCAGAAUGUAGUUUAAGUGGCUAUUUGUACGCUAUUAAGAAAAUUUUAUCAUGGAAAGUUCCAACUUUGGUACUUGGAGGUGGUGGCUAUAAUUUUCCGGAUACAGCCAGGCUAUGGACAAGAGUUACAGCUCUGACAAUUGAAGAAGUUAAGGGUAAAAAUGCUAAUAUGUUAUCUCGUUUUAGAGAAUUCAUGAAUAAUUCACUAGGUUCAUCAUCGAAGACUUAGUUCCAACUAAUCUGUCAUCUUGAUUCUUUAAUCUGCAGAAUUUUGUAAAUGUAUGAUUAGUUUGGUAUGUUCAAAUUCAGUUGUUUUUUGAACUUGAUGUUUCAUUAUCAAGGUGCGUGCUAUCACCAAUGUGACUUAACAGGAUAGUGAAGUAACUUGACUUCUCACCGAUAUUCUUUAUCAAAAUGUCUAUCUUAUUGUGGUGUAUGGGUAGCGAACUAUUGAGUUUCUUGUGACACGUAAUCAUAAUAUAGAGGAUACCACUGAUAUUUAUUUGUCUCAAUUAGAAAGCUUAAAAUUGCGUAUGCACUUUAAUGCACUUGUACGAAGCAGUGCUUAUCGUUGACAUGAGAUUUAUUCAAUUUCUUACUGUCCUUAUUGUAAAGAUUUAAAGCUUGGAUUUCAAAUAUUUUCACAUUUUUGUCGCUUCCCAGUGUUUUAUUUAUCGUAGUCAAGACUUAUGACAUCAGUCUAGAUGCCUACUUUGAUACGACAACCUUAUAAUGUAGCCUUUUUUCAAGGAAGACUAUGUAUAAAUUAGUGGGGUCAGUCAAUCAGCUACAACGUAGGACCAGGCA
Messenger RNA from Schistosoma bovis, 1733 nucleotides. The record is from the annotation of a GenBank genome assembly. Lineage: Eukaryota; Metazoa; Platyhelminthes; Trematoda; Strigeidida; Schistosomatidae.